AUGCCUAUCUGCAUCGAAUGCUCUUAUCCUGUCUCUCAUCUUUACAGUGCCUACAGUCGCGCUGAUGACCGGUCCCAAGGAAAAGGGGUGCGAUUAACUCAGUGCCCGCGGUGUCAGCGUUUUGCCGACAAAUAUGUUGAAUAUGACUUUGUUGUGCUCUUCAUUGAUUUAGUACUUAUCAAACCUCAGGUGUAUCGACAUCUCCUCUUCAAUCGACUCGGGCGAGACGACAAUCAGUUUGAUCGCUCAAUCAUUCGACUAGGAAUUUUACUACUUCUUUUCGAUGUUUAUCUCACCUGGGCACGUAUCGAGAAGGACCCAUCACUCGCAACAACCUUCCUCUCACGCGCCCCCGUCAUUGUCCAAUAUUUGUUCUUCCUGAGCUUGAACGCUGCUGCAACGCUGGCGCACCACCUCACCGUUCGCCUCCUUGCCUCAAUAUUAGUUCCCAAGUCUCGCCGAUACAGCAGGCCAGAUACCAGCAACCAUGCCAAUCCUGGCGUAACUAGUGCAGGGGAUGCCACUCCGUUACACUCUGGUCCAUCUACACCAACAAUUAGACCCUCACCAUCGACAGUCUCAGUAAACGCGCAGUCACAGUCGCUGAACCCCUCAACCCCCCUUGCAAGCCCACUCAAAGCGACUCCGACGCCCAUCUCCCACCCCGAGGUCACCUCUCCACAAGACCCCUCCACACCGCAAGGCCAAACAAUCGCACCACCUCGACCAGCGCCACCCCUCCGCCGAACGUCCACAGCCCCUCUUCAAAACAUACAGCCCCUUCCCCCUCCAACAGCUGCAAGCCCAGCAGCAAUCAGCACCGCCCUACUAGUAAGCAGCUGCGCGAAGCUAUUUCCCAUCCUUCUAGUAAUCUGGGGCGCGGACGGGAGUGGCAGUCUCUCCGAUAUUCCAGCGCACAGUCAUACAGCAGCGCAGAUCCGCGCCCCAACGCAGCCAGCUACCAUGCCAAGCGCAGUGCAUCAAACGUUGUUCGCCACGGCGCGCAGUACAUCAUUUAUCUCUGCGAGGUCGGCUAUUUCUUCUCCUGCGUCGGCACCGGCACAUUCUGCUUCCUUCCUCGAGUCAUGGCUAGCGGCUACUACUUCUUUGCUUCAAAGCUCCGGGCCGACUAGUUACUUGACUAGUGUUUUUGAUUUGCUUUCUUCGCUGCUUUCUCUUGGUGUGGUCGAUACCCAUCUUGUGUUGUUGAGUAAUAUCGAGGCGCUCUAUAUCCUGCUUGGAUGUGGGUAUCUGCGUGCCGUGGCGGUUGCGGUUGCUGGUCAGGUUGCUCGGUGGGCGGUGCAGAGAGUGAUACUGGGAGCGGUCGGAGUCGGCUAA
Messenger RNA from Penicillium soppii, 1338 nucleotides. Its product is annotated as sterol homeostasis protein ARV1. Gene Ontology annotation, cellular component: Golgi apparatus; cortical endoplasmic reticulum. The transcript is spliced from 3 exons. Bases 1 to 1338 code for a protein of 445 amino acids. NCBI's taxonomy places the organism in Eukaryota, Fungi, Ascomycota, Eurotiomycetes, Eurotiales, Aspergillaceae. Gene Ontology annotation, biological process: sphingolipid metabolic process; intracellular sterol transport; regulation of plasma membrane sterol distribution. The record is from RefSeq and is a predicted model, not a curated record.